Gadus morhua (Atlantic cod) is the source of this 8959-nucleotide messenger RNA. RefSeq names its product BRCA2 DNA repair associated (gene brca2). Gene Ontology annotation, biological process: regulation of DNA-templated transcription; double-strand break repair via homologous recombination. NCBI's taxonomy places the organism in Eukaryota, Metazoa, Chordata, Actinopteri, Gadiformes, Gadidae. Bases 208 to 8709 code for a protein of 2833 amino acids. The transcript is spliced from 27 exons. The record is from RefSeq and is a predicted model, not a curated record.
UUUUUGAGGCUGAGCUGCGGCGGCGCGAGGUUUGUGUUCAGAGGGAGAGUUUUCAAAGAUAGCUUACCAGUCUGAUUUGAGAACAACAGAUCUUCACGUUCGCUACUAUGUUUGCAUUUUUAUCAGGAUUUUAUGGCGGGAUGACAGACCCCUACACACCACAAUGAUCUGUCGUCAAAGCUUUGACUUGGUCUGGGAUCUCGUACGAUGGACGCGUCUUCCAGAAACAUGUUCGAUACCUUGAAAGAUCACAUAUGGGACAACCUCAGGCAGCUCGACCCUGACUGGUUCAACGCGCUCGCGGUGAAAGCGUCUAACGAAGAGAAUAACCGAACCGGACUGAACCAACCGAGACCCGCUCACGGGGGGGAGGGCUUCAAAACACCAUUCGGCAAGAAUGCAUUAGACAGCCAACCUUUCUCCACCCCCAAGAUAUUCAGACACAGCAGGAGUUUACUAUCCCCUGACCCGCAACAUGAUGGAUCGUUUAUUGAACAAGGGAAGGAGCCUCUUCCAUGGGCUGCUAUGGGGACUGGACUGCAGGGGACGUCCGCAGAACGUUCCUGCUCCAGUACCUCCGUGACCAAACUGUUCCGGAACAGGAACCAUCCAAACCACUUUGAACUACUGGACACACCCCAGCGAACCCUGAAAAUGAUGGAGAGUCUUGGGGCCGAGGUGAACCCUGACGUGUCCUGGACCAGCUCCCUCAACACCCCACCUAACGUCCCCUCGACCCUCAUUCUGUCUAAAAACGAGGUGAUGUCCUCUCUUGAAAGCACGUCCGACGACAAAAAUAUCGUUUUUGUCCGGAAGCUCUUCCCGUCUCUAGCGGACGCAUCUGGAGUCAACGUACAAUCGCCCUCCAAGAACCCCAAACCCAACACCCCGCAAACUGUGGUCGGUGGUCGAGAUGCCAGCCAGGAGGGAACGUCGUCGGACUCCAUGCAUUCCUCCCUGGACCAGGGCGACGAACAGUGGAGGCAGACCCUCCCCGACGCCAUCCUGGACAAAGAGCUCCGCGACGCGGUGGCCGGCGUCCUGGACGGCGCGGAGAACGUCCUCUCCGUGUUCUUCACCAACAGCAGCUCGACUCUCAGGCGGGUCAAAAGCAAGGAGCGGAUCAAACGGAGGCAGAAGGGGCGGACUCGGCACGCCAGGCGGGUCUCCGUGGAAAGGCUUGCAGAGACUGUCGGGAUAACCGAGGGGGAUGAGAAGCUGGAGGGGACCGAUCUCUGCCCUCCGGCCCCUUCUACUCCCCCCGCUCAGAGAGAGACUAGCGGUGGGGCUGGUGCAGACAGUCAGUGGUCUCCGAUCAGUCUGACAGAGAUCACAGAGGCUGGUUUGGAUAGUUCAGUUGACAAUCUUGGAAAACAACAAGAACCGGAAUCCGGACAUUUUACAGGAAAAACUGAAUGCAUGUUGGAUCCUUCUAAAGUAACGUUGCAAACGUUGAAUGCAGCAGACUCUCUUUUUAGCAAGAAAAAAAGACAGUUUGUUUAUAACGUUCACAGUCCUCUACCUAGAGGGAAGGAAGAACACAAGCCAACUCAGAAAGCACAACAAUCUAAGCUCAUCUCUGAUCAAGAACCGUGUGUGCAUCGGCAGGAGCCAACAGCUGAUGUUCCACCCAGCGUCCAGGGCCCUUUGGGGGGAUGUGGUCCAGUUCCUUCUGCAGCGACGGGGACCAGUCAGGAUCUGGACAUGUCCCAGCUCUGCAGAGCCUUAGACCAGGAUUUCACUCAAAUGACAGAGGUUGUAAAAACACAACAAGAUCUCUUCUCCCCCUCCACCUGUCUGUUACUGGUCAAGGAAAGGAACAAGAAAAUAUUUACCGAUGGGGAGGCAAGCCGGAGGGAGACUGUCUGUCCCCGCGCCGAUAAAGGGCCAGAGCUGACGGGCUAUCGGAGCAACUCCUACGUAGUGCCUGACAGUGGCAUCCUGUCUUGUGCUACCGAUCACCAAAAACUGUGCCGAACGUCUUCCCCUGUUCCCUCCAUAGUCCCUAAGCAAUCGUUCCAUGGUGCAAACUCUACAGGGACCAAAAAGAGUCUUGUUCCUUUUACCCCUCUAAGCGCAGAGAAGGAAAGAAGUCUUUAUGACGAAAUGGAGGAGGAUCCACCCGAGUUAAAUCAGUCCGUCCAAUCCCACUCGAUAUCUGGCAUUGAACCAUUGAUUGAAGAGGUCAUCGGGCCUCAAGGAGACCUUGGUGGAGAUGUUUAUACUGAACGCAAUACUGAAGGUCAGGCCACUAUGAAGGAGCAAUACGGGUUAGGAUUUCUUCCUUCGACAAGCGGGUCAUCCGGAUUCAAAACGGCUUCAAAUAAGGGGAUUCCGAUUUCUUCAGUGAAUCUGCAGAAAGCCAGGGAUAUCUUUAAAGAGGUUGAGGAGGUAAGCUUUCCAAAUGUUCCGCUCACCAGAAAUGACGAAUCCACAAGGAACGACAUGAACAAGUCCAUCCUACAAAAUGAUGUCUUAGUUUCAGCCAUUCCAGCCGUCCCAGCCUCGGCCCAAGCCCCCGCCCCAGCCUUCGUCCCGGCAGUUUUAGGUGAGAAAAGUGUUUGUAAUCAACACCGUUUGACUGCGUCACAGAAAGCCCAUGUCACAGAGCUGUGUAGCCUUUUAGAGGAAACACACACCCAGUAUGAUUUCACUCCGUUCAAACCUGCAGAGCUGAACGUAACUCAUCAAGAAGUGGAUCUCUCCCCCAAAGCGACAGAUGCAGAAUUAGACCCAGACUCUCUUGUCGGUAUAGUUUUUGAUGACAGUUUUAGCUUCGAUGCUGAAAAGCAUCUCGAUGAAAACGUCCAAAUUCCUCUAGGAUGCAGCAACCACAUGGUUUCAACUUUGGACAAUGAAUCAGUUAUUCCCCUGAAAAAGAAUGAAACGUCCACCCCUAUCAAUGUACACAUCACCAAACGAAAAGCCACUCUCAAAGCCGUUGAUGUGUCAAAUGGGCAUGAAAAUAAUACCACUAGUUACACUAAAUUACCCAAUCAUCAGGAGAAAUAUCCCUUGAUGUGUAACCUAGGCUUUCAAACUGCUGGUGGUAAGUCCUUCAGUGUUUCAAAGAAGUGUUUGAGCAAAGCCAAAGCUUUGUUUUCAGACCUAGAGGACAGUUAUUUACCAUUCACAGACACUGCUGAUGGCUCCCGUCAUGUAUCGGUAAACAGUGGCACUGCUUCCACUCACCAACAGAUACCUAACCGUAACUCGCACAAUAUUGCUUCUGGUGUGGGAACUAGCAACAAUCUCCAUCUUGAUAGCCCGGUUUCUAACACCGUAAACAGCGGUGAAAAGGUCUCCAUCACUGGGACACCCUUUUGUCCAAGCAUCUCAAGUGAUAAACCUACAGCUGAAAAACCCGGAUGUGAGAAUAGUCAAUUUCAUAAUGCUAAAGUUAGUGAACUGAAGGGAGGUUUCUCGACGGCCAGUGGGAGAGGCAUUACCAUGUCAGCACGAGCUAUCAAAGCAGCAAGCAGUUUCUUCAAAGAUUUGGAUGCUAUGGUAAACCAGGAUGAUGCUCCACCUCAACAUCGGAAGUGUAACACAGUAAUGGUGAACGAAAAGGAAAGCGACUGCAGCCUUAAAAAGGAAACUUUCACAGAACCUGAGCAGAGGUACCGUGAAAUAGCAAGCGCUUGUGUCGUGCCUUCUGCAUCCUUGGCAACAAAGAGCGAUGAUGACAACCAAACGUAUAACGGUGGUUUCAAGACACCAAUGGCGACGGACGUUGUUUCUAUCCCCAGGAGAGCACCUCUGAAGGAGCAGUCGGGGUCUGUAUCCUCAGCCUCUGCCACGCUGGUUGUUGGAUCUUACCGUCACGGUGGUUUCUCCACAGCAAGUGGGAAGAAAGUUUCUGUGACGGGUGAAGCACUGGCAAAAGCCCAAACUCUUCUGAAUGAAUGUGAUUUGGUAGAAGAAGUAAAACUGAACGUUGAUGCUUCAACAGCACGCUCUCUUCCCACUCCAUCUCCAAAAGAGGAUUGUUUUAAGCCGGGUGCUAUAAGAAGGUCCACUUUGACCGCAAAGUGUCCUUGCCCUUCCUCUUCAGAGAAUGUUGGCCCCAGUGUGGUUAGUGAGUCAGGUAGUGCUAGGGGUUUCUCUACGGCCAGUGGGAACAUGGUGUCAGUGUCUGACAAGGCCCUGACCAAAGCCAGUUCUCUGCUGAACGAGAAUUUAACCGACAAAGAAAAACAACAAGCUGCUCUAACAGGAAACCAUCAGGGCCAAUCUCCGAAUCCGAUUCUACUGAAACCAAGGGGUGGAUUUCAGACCGCCAGUGGUAAAGGAGUGGCCAUUUCAGCUGCCGCUCUGCAAAAGGCGAAAGCAAUGAUGAGCGAUUGUGAUGCCCCUCCAACAGCAGACAAUCAGGGCCAAUCUCUGAAUCCUAUCCCAGGUGGAUUCCAUACCGCCAGUGGUAAAGGAGUGGCCGUUUCAGCUGCCGCACUCCAAAAGGCGAAAGCAAUGAUGAGCGAUUGCGAUGCCCCUCCAACAGCAGACCAUCAGGGCCAAUCUCCGAAUCCCAUCCCAGGUGGAUUCCAUACCGCCAGUGGUAAAGGAGUGGCCGUUUCAGCUGCCGCACUCCAAAAGGCGAAAGCAAUGAUGAGCGAUUGCGAUGCCCCUCCAACAGCAGACCAUCAGGGCCAAUCUCCGAAUCCUAUCCCAGGUGGAUUCCAUACCGCCAGUGGUAAAGGAGUGGCCGUUUCAGCUGCCGCACUCCAAAAGGCGAAAGCAAUGAUGAGCGAUUGCGAUGCCACUAUGGAGGCCCCCGCCCAUUCCAAUGGGCCGACCAAAGCUCCAAGACCUGGCAGUGGUUUUCACGCAGCCACCGGUAAACCCGUACAGGUGUCGUCCGAGGCCCUGCAGAAGGCUAGAUCAGUCUUUGACGACUUAAGUUACGACGCCGAGACCGUUGCCCCCUCGACGUCAACGGAGGAAAAAUUCAGAGAAUGUCCAAGGAAUCUUGAAGGAAUGAAGUUGAGCUUCACCACUGCAAAGGGCGCAAUAGUCCAGGACUCUGAGGACAAUCUUUUAAAGGCGAAGAACCGUUUGAAUGUAGAAGAAGAGAGUGUUUGUUCUAUGUCUGGUGCUAACUCUCACUUGGAAGAUAAUAAUGAGCUAGAGAUGCUAGAUGUUAACACAACAUUACUGAACACGGAUAAUCGGAGAACUGAGAAGCAAACGACUCCCAGAGAAAGAAAUGCUUUCACUUCUACGUGUGAAGAUCUGGAAGGUGAUGCUCAGAGUGCUGAUACGAGUGCUUCAGUGGAAGGUCGGAUACUGUGUGCUCCAAUGGUGUCAGAGAAGAUGACGGUCCAAUCAUAUGGUCCGGUCAAUAUAGCGGGAGAAACGGCCAACGCAACAGGGAAGAGAUCCAUAGAUGAUGCAGAUUUGACUGACCAACCUCCGCUAAAGAGGCGGUUAUUGGAAGAGUUUGAUCGUGCUGUGAAUGGAGAUAGGGCAAGGACCCUGCUGCCUGCUAAAUGUUCUCCCCAGGGUUUUCUUAACGACAGGAGGGUUUUCAAGUACAAGGUCUCCCUGGAGCCACACAUCACCGGGCCACACAGGGAUGGGAAGAGCUUUGUGGUCUACGCCAAUCCGAAGCCCCCCCCAGGCCCGGCUCCCAUUCCCGCCGCCACCCCCGGCCCCCUGGCCUCGGGCUCCAGAGUUCCGGUCUUCGUCCCCCCGUUCCUAAAGAGGAGGAGAACCGACACCCCCCAGUCCAACCCGGACCCCCAAGGCACGACCAGGGCCAGGACCCCUGCUGUGUUCAUCCCUCCCUUCAAGAAACCCCUACAACCCCCCACACCUCUUCCUCUCCCUCUCCCUCCUUCUUCACCGACACCGGCUGAAACCAGCCCGUACGUCCGACCGGCGACCAUAACGACCAAAGGCACUGCGAUGGUAACGGUGACCCACGGAGAAGGAAGAGGGAGCGGUUGUCAUGACAGCGAGGCAGAUGGCGUCCCAGGGGAGUCUGCUGCCACGGCCUGUGACCCGGCAACUAGAAACCUGGACGUGGAGCAGGACCCGGUGGACCCUGAUGGCCUCCGGGACCUCCGGCUCGCGCGGGACCUCCAGGACAUGAGGCUCAGGAAGAAGAAGCGCCAGACCGUGCGUCCGCUCCCUGGGAGCCUGUUCCUGGCCAAGGCCUCGGGCGGGGCCAGGAUCCCGCUCCGGGCCGCCGUCUGCGGGCUCCCUCCCGGCCGCCACUCCCCCCAGCAGCUGUACCAACAUGGAGUCCACCAGCCGGUGUGGACGGUGACGGCGGAGAACGCUGAGUCCUUCCGGCUCUCCUUCCGGAGGUUCUUCAGGUGGGGAUCGCUCGGUGAGCAGGGGGGGGUCCAGCUGGCGGACGGAGGCUGGCUGGUCCCCCGCGAUGACUGGACCCUGGGCAAGGAGGAGUUCUACAGGGCUCUGUGUGACAGCCCGGGGGUGGAUGUGAAGCUGCUGAGCCAGGAGUGGGCGUACAACCACUACCGCUGGGUGGUCUGGAAGCUAGCCUCCAUGGAGAGAUCCUUCCCUUUGACCAUGGCAAGCCUCUGGCUGAACCCAGAACAGAUUCUCCUCCAGCUCAAAUACCGCUACGACGUGGAGGUGGACCACAGCCGGCGCCCGGCCUUGAGGAAGAUCACGGAGCGGGACGACGCGGCCGCCAAGACCCUGGUCCUCUGUGUCUGUGGGGUGGUCCGCACGGGACCGGACCCCGGCGCUCCCAACGGGCCUGCCGACCAGCAGACCCCCAAGGCCGAGUCCCACGCCCCUCCCCCGGGCGUGGUGUGGCUGACGGACGGCUGGUACGCCAUCAAAGCCCAGCUGGACGCCCCGCUGACGGCGAUGCUGCGGCGCGGGCGCCUGGAGCCGGGCGGGAAGCUGGUGGUGUAUGGAGCCGAGCUGGUGGGCUCCCAGGAUGGCUGCUCCCCCCUCGAGGCCCCCGAGGGCCUCAUGUUGAAGAUCGGGGCCAACAGCUGCAGACGGGCCCGUUGGGACGCUAAGCUGGGCUUCCAGCGCGACCCCCGCCCCUUCCUGCUGCGCCUGUCCUCUCUGUUCAGCACCGGGGGGGCCGUCGGCUGCGUAGACCUCCUCAUACUCAGGAGCUACCCCGUCCUGUGGAUGGAGAAGAAGCAAGAUGGCGUCUUUGUGUUCCGUAGCGGGCGAGCAGAAGAGCGCGAGGCUCGGAGGUUCGACGACCACAACAAUAAAACCAUGGAGGCCCUCUACGCCAAGAUCCAGGCGGACAUCCAGAGAGAGGACAAAGGUACCGACCCGCCCGCUCGGAGGAGGACUCUGAGGCAGAAGGACGUGGAGAAGUUGAGCGAUGGAGAGGAGCUUUACGAGGCGUUCGAGAACGACCCUGCUUACCUGGAGGCGUGUUUGAAUGAUCAGCAGCUGGAGGUCCUUCAGAGCUACCGGCGCUCUGUCCUGGAGAAGCGGCAGGCCGGGCUGCAGGAGCGCUGCAGACGUGCCCUGGAGCAAGCCCAGGAGAGCCAGGGAGGCUGUCCCCGACGAGACGUCACCCCUGUCUGGAAGCUGUGUGUCGUAGAUGCCCGGGCGCCACCCGGCGACUCUGUCUACAUGUUGAACGUGUGGAGGCCUCCAGCUGACCUGCAGGCUCAGCUGAAGGAGGGCGCUCGGUACCGCGUCUACAACCUCUCCGUCACCGCUGGCAAAAAGCGUAACCCUGGGGCGUCUGUCCAGCUGACCGCCACCAGCAAGACACACUUCCAGGAAGUACAGGUGGGCCAGGACUGGCUGUCGGAUCAUUUCCAGGCCAGACAGGCGGUCCACUUCCAGGAGCUCCAGCGCCCAGAGGUGCAGAGCGCCUGUGGGGAGGUGGACCUGGUGGGAUACGUCGUCACCACCGCAGACACGCACGGUACCUCCCCGGUGGUGUACCUGGUGGACGGGGACCUGAACCUGGUGAAGGUCCGCUGCUUCUCCUCCCUCCUCCAGUGGGGCCUGGAGGAGCUGGUGAAGCCAGCCACGCUGCUGGCUCUGAGCAACCUGCAGCUCAGCGCCCGGCGUGCCACGACACUUCCGGUCCUGUACGCCAGCGACCUCACCGCCUUCUCCUCCAACCCCCGCGAAGCCCACCUGCAAAGCGCCCUCGCACAGCUGAGAACGCAGACCCGGGCUCAGGACGGGUUCCUCCAGCGAGCUCAGGAGACGCUCAGCUGCUGGAACCAGGGAGAGGACGCAGCCGCGGGCUCUUCGCCCUGGUCGAACCGGCCCAGAACCCCGGCCAUUCCAACAGCCCCGGGUCGACCAAGCCCUGCAGUCUGCGUGACUCCCCAUCAGCCAACCAGGCUCUUCUCCGCCACCUCGUCCUCCACUCCCCAGACCGACAACCCUCCUCCUCCCCCGACUAGCGACCCUAAGACCCUGCGUCGCAGGAGAGCUCUGGACUAUCUGUCUCGCAUGCCAUCACCCCCGCCGCUCGGCCCCCUGGGAAGUCUGGCGUCACCCGCCUGCGUCAAAAAGACCUUCAACCCCCCACGCAGGUCCACAACGCCGGCCGCCGUUGCAACGACGAGACACGUGGUCGCCGUGGAAACGACGAGACACGUGGUCGCCGUGGAAACGACGACCCCAGCUCCACGGACCACGGGUCGGACCAUGAAGGAGCAGGAGGAGGAGUGGGAGAACGAUGAAGGACUAGCGCAGAUUGACACGCAGGUCCUGCAUGGUGGAGGUGAGGCCUCCUGACCAGUAGGGGGCAGCACUCCGGUCGUUCCGCUGCUUAGACCCGUUGGAAAAACUUGUUUUGUUCUUGUUGCACUGGAAUCAUUGACUGACGGUUAGAGUGAAUGCCACUCACUGCAUUGAGGUCCCAAACAAGUUGUUAUCGAUCGAUAAAUCAGGGGAUGAGUUGCUAUAAAUCACCUUUGGUUGGUGUCAAUUCUUGAAUAUUUAUAUUUUGGUCAAACUGUAAGAUAAUAAAAACAUUUUUGAUGAA